CGCCACCUGCUUGCGCGGAUUUCAGCGGCGGGGAAUCGAAAUAUUCAAACGAGAAUCAAACCUAUAAUAUAAUUCUACUUUUGUGAGAGCGAGAUGUUAAUCAAAGGAUUCGGACACCUGCUUAGGCCUACCAGAAACGUGGUUCGUCGUCUAAGCUCUCGUUGCAGACGGGACCGAGAAAUGACAAGAAAUUCCCCAACAGCCGCUGCUUCUUCAAGGAACGAGACGGGAAGCUGUGGGUUUGUGAGGACCCCAAUCCUGACAUUGACUUCGAGUAUCUGGAGGGAGGCGAGAGCAGUGCCGUCAUAGAACAGUUUGCGAGCGAAGCUCUCUUCGCCGAUCGCACGCCCUCUUGGAAAGCGAGACUCGUCCCCGUGGCCGCCGAUGCCCCCUGCCCCAUGCCCGAAAUAAAGGCAGCUUUUCCCUACCAGUAUGAGCUCUUUAUGAUGCCCCAUCACGGACUGAUUGACGGGUUCACUAUGACCUUUGUCACCGGUAAGCUUGUGGGCCUGCUGAAUGACGUCAUAGCUGGACGACCCAUAAAUGAUGAGCCCUUUGGGGUCUACCUGAACAACGAGGAAAUUGUCAAGAUCGAUGAACAGAUCGCGAAGGACUUCGAGAAGGAACCCGAGAAAGUUGAAGCGAUGAAGCAGGAGCUCCUAGCGUGCGACACCACGCCCAUCCUCAGCAGGGCCUUCCCACCCCCCGGAGGGAAGCCAGCAACCGACUUCGUCUACCGGGACGUCGACCAAGAGUGUCUAGCUUCCUUCACGGCAAAGUGCAAGGCCAAUGGUGUCACAUUCAACAGUGGUAUAGAAGCUGUAAUUAACACAGCCAUGAUCGAGAUGGCGAGGGAGGCGGGAGUGGAGGGGGAGUCCCACUACUUGAGCAUCAAUCUAGCGACGGAUCUGAGACGCUACAUGAAGCGCCGCCCCCUCCCGAUCCUCGGCCUGCACGUGCGCCCCACUGUGCACAGGAUAGAGACGCCCUUCGACGUCCGGGACAACUUCUGGGACUACACCAGGAAGCUCCACCAGAGGCUCUCGAUUCUCCUGAAGUCUGGCGAGGCCCUUCAGCAGAACGUGGUGAGGGAGAUGACCAUGCCGCAGGUAUCUCCUGUAGAAUUUCAUGCAUCCAAGCCCAAACCCCUGCGUGACUACGGUCUCACAAACGUCGGGGAUUUGACAUCUGUUAUUCCAGGCGUCGGGGAACACCUCCAGCAGACGGACCUUGGCAUGUUUACCUGCGCACAUUCCACUGGGUUCCCGAUGCUUCACCAGCUCUACACCUUCCGAGGACACUCGCCCUACACCCUCAGCUACGACACCUCUUACAUAGCGAAGGAAACCGCCGUUGCACUCAUGGACAAGAUUCUCAUGCUUAUGCACGAAGUUGGGACGCCGUGCUAAAAUGUUUGAAAAAAGGGGUUAAAAAGGGGAAGUGACCUUCAGAAAGAAUCGUGACUGUGCAGGAACCUUACCUGUUGCUAUCAGUAACUAAUGUAUAUAUUUUUUAAAUGACAGUAACCUACUAUUCGCUAGCUUUCUGUGAGGCAUACUCAGUUAAAGAGGGAAAUGCACAUAGGUCCCUACCAUCGCAUUCUUUAUGCAAUUAUAAACUGAAGAGCUGUUUUUGAGACGAACAUUAUUAGAAGUGAGAGAAAUGCACCACAGAAUUGUAUAGAAUCUAGGUCGUAAGUGUAGAGUCCUUGACAGUGCUAUGUAAAGCACGAAUUGCUUCUUCAUUUUCUGACAGGUCAUUAUAACUCAUUUUAAUUCAUCUGAUUCUGUUUUAUCUGUCUCUAGUUAUUCGUAAUUAGUAUUGUCUGUGUUUACCAGUAUGGGUCGGUGAAACUGCGUGAAAUUUACAAAAUAUCUAGAUAUUUUAGACUAGCGUGAUCAGUUUAUUUGUACGGUUUUCUGACUUUAUAUAAAACAUAAUUCGUGUGACUUCGGUAUAACAUUAUAUCGAUAUAUUGUUGACUUGAUUCUGCUUUUCUAAACGAGUUGUUUAAAGCAGUAAGUAUUGUGCCUAACUAAAAUUAGGGGAAAAUACAAAUUUGGUGUUUUAUGACGAUGGGUUAGUAACAAGAUUCCUGAAUCAAUUAAGUUAUAGAGAUGUCCACUUGUACCUAUCUAAGUAAUUACCGUUUGAAGCUUUGUUUUGAAAAUGGAGGAUUUCUCUCGUUUCAACCUUAGAAAUAAGUGGAGAGAAAAUUUUGAGUUGACGGAAGCUGAUGAACAAAAAAAAA
Molecule: messenger RNA, 2251 nt
Organism: Penaeus monodon (black tiger shrimp)
Lineage: Eukaryota; Metazoa; Arthropoda; Malacostraca; Decapoda; Penaeidae
Source: RefSeq, a predicted model, not a curated record